AUGUUUAUCACACGGCCUCGUGAAAAGAAAAAUCCUCUCGCCGCCCAGCCGCGCAAGAAGCGCAAGGCCGACUAUGCCAUUGAGGAAAUCAAUUUUGACGACAGCGCCCGCUCCGACUACCUCACGGGCUUCCACAAGCGCAAGGUGCAGCGCCAGAAGCAGGCGCAAGAGAUUGCCACAGAAAAGGCGCGCCAGGAGAAGAUCGCUUUCCGCAAAGAGGCAAGCAAACAGAGCCCGGAGCAACGGCAAAAGGAUGUCGAGAAUCACGUCCGGCAAGUCAACGAGGCCCUGCGGCAAGCACGGCUGGCUGGCGGUGAGGAGGUGACGGACGAAGAGGAGGAGGGCGACGACGAAGAAUGGCAGGGCUUCUCGGGCGACGAAGAGACGCCCACGGCACCCGAGUUUGUUGACCACGAGGAGGAGUACAUUGACGAGGACAAAUACACCACGGUGACGGUCGAGGCUGUCGACAUUGACCGCGAGGGCAUGCACGCACUGUCCGGGCGCCACACAAGCGACAGCGAAGAGAGCGAGGCUGGCAGCGACGAGGGCAGCGACGGCGACGGCGACGGCGACGGCGCGACCAAAAAGAAAAGGUUCAAAAAGGGCGACCCUGCGGCAGCAGACGACAAGGACCAUAAAAAGAAGAAGGAGUGGCCAAAAAAGAAGAAGAAACAAUUCCGAUACGAAAGCAAGGCAGAACGGGCCCUUUCGAGAUCAAAGAACAAGAAGGGGAAACGGUCGUUCUAA
Sporothrix schenckii 1099-18 is the source of this 750-nucleotide messenger RNA. RefSeq names its product ribosomal rRNA-processing protein 17. Lineage: Eukaryota; Fungi; Ascomycota; Sordariomycetes; Ophiostomatales; Ophiostomataceae. Bases 1 to 750 code for a protein of 249 amino acids. Gene Ontology annotation, molecular function: RNA binding. Gene Ontology annotation, cellular component: nucleolus. The record is from RefSeq and is a predicted model, not a curated record. The transcript has 2 exons.